Messenger RNA from Sesamum indicum (sesame), 1328 nucleotides. Its product is annotated as caffeoylshikimate esterase. Lineage: Eukaryota; Viridiplantae; Streptophyta; Magnoliopsida; Lamiales; Pedaliaceae. The record is from RefSeq and is a predicted model, not a curated record.
ACUAGUCCACCACUUUAUAAAAAGUCAAACAUCUUAUCCUUCUCCCCCCUACAUCACACACUCUCUUUGUACAUUUGAUUCUUUUCUUGUACUUCGUCCCUGUUCUUUUUCUUGCAAGAACUGCCCAUCAAUUCUCAUCAUGGAGAAUCAAACAAGCGGUGUCAAGUAUGAAGAGGAAUACAUCGUGAAUUCACGAGGAUUGAAGCUUUUUACGUGCCGAUGGUCGCCUGCCGACACCGAACCUAAAGCUUUGAUAUUCUUGUGCCAUGGUUAUGGCAUGGAGUGCAGCAUCUCAAUGCGAGGUUGUGCCAAUAGGCUUGUUAGAGCGGGGUAUGAAGUUCAUGGCAUCGACUGCGAAGGCCAUGGAAAGUCGUCUGGUCUGCUCGGAUUGAUCUCCAACUUUGAUGAACUUGUCGACGACCUCACUGAACACUUCACCAACAUCUCCGAAAGAAGAGAGAAUAGGAAGAAGAUGAGGAUACUAAUGGGAGAAUCGAUGGGAGGGGCUAUGGUGCUCCGCCUGCACAGGAAGAAGCCUGAUUACUGGGACGGUGCCGUCCUCAUCGCGCCUAUGUGCAAGAUUGCUGAUGAAAUCAGACCAAGUCCAGUGGUUAUCAAAAUUCUGACCGCAUUGGCCCGCGUCAUCCCGACCUGGAAACUCACCCCUACUCCAGACAUCAUCGACAUUGCCUUCAGGGACCCCCAAGUCAGAAAUGAGGUUAGAUCCAAUCCAUACACUUACAAAGGCCGACCUCGUCUGCAAACCAGCUACCAAUUGUACACAGUCAGUACGGAUUUGGAGAAACGACUCGAAGAGGUUGCGUUGCCAUUCAUUGUACUCCAUGGGGAAGAGGAUAAGGUGACGGAUCCAUCGGUGAGCAAAAUCUUGUACGAAUCGGCUCGCUCCUCGGACAAGACAUUCAAGUUGUACCCAGGGAUGUGGCAUUCUUUGUCCUACGGCGAGUUGCCGGAAAAUCUCGACACCGUGUUCUCCGACAUAGCGCUGUGGUUGGACAACGCCCGAAAUGCUAAGUUGGAAGAACAACAGAAGUUUGCUAAUGACCACAAUGCGCUCGAAUCCAACUACAGUAAAUAAGGAAUUUGAAGUGGAUGGAUGUAAUGAUUGUACCGUGAUGAUAUGUGUACUAUACAUGUAAUUUUGAAAUGAAGUAAUUCAAUUUGUUUGGUUAUAUCAGUAGUUGUAAUAUUAGAAUUUUGGCUUUUUUUCCAAACCGAAGAGUUUGGAAAGUCUGAGUUGAGCACACAUAUUUCUCUUUAAGAUGUAAGAAAAACGCCUACCUCACUUGAGAAAGUGAUAACUCAAGAAA